Molecule: messenger RNA, 1167 nt
Organism: Arachis duranensis
Lineage: Eukaryota; Viridiplantae; Streptophyta; Magnoliopsida; Fabales; Fabaceae
Product: WUSCHEL-related homeobox 4
Exons: 3
Coding region: 81-875 (264 amino acids)
Biological process (GO): procambium histogenesis; cell division; phloem or xylem histogenesis
Cellular component (GO): nucleus
Molecular function (GO): DNA binding; DNA-binding transcription factor activity
Source: RefSeq, a predicted model, not a curated record
UAAGGUAGUAGAAUAAUAUUCAAUCAUCAAAACCUUAUAUUAUAACGAAGCAUAAGAUAUAAUAAUAUUUAUUUAUAAUAAUGAAGGUGCAUCAAUUCACACGUGGAUUAUGGGAGCAUGAACCUUCUCUCACGCUUGGGUGCAAAAGAUUACGCCCUCUUGCUCCUAAGCUUAGUACCUCUUCUUCUUCUAAUAAUAAUAAUAAUAAUUCUCCUUCUUCUUCUUCUUCUCUUGCUUCUUUUGAUCUUAAGAGCUUCAUUAGACCUGAAAUUAGCAAACUUGGAUCAUCAUCCUCUUCUGAUGAUGAUAACAACAUCAACAACAAUAAUAAUAUUAUUAAGAGGGAUCCACCUUCAUCAUCACCACCAGGGAGCCAGGUGGAAACACAUCCAGGAGGAACAAGGUGGAACCCUACACAAGAACAGAUAGGGAUACUUGAGAUGCUUUAUAGAGGUGGAAUGAGAACACCAAAUGCUCAACAAAUAGAACAGAUCACUGCUCAAUUAGGCAAAUACGGCAAGAUUGAGGGUAAAAAUGUCUUUUAUUGGUUCCAAAACCACAAAGCACGUGAGAGACAAAAACAGAAGCGUAACAGCCUUGGACUUUCUCAUACUCCUAGAACUCCGGCCGCCGUCGCCGUCGCCGCCGCAACCACAACAAUAGUGUCUUCACCCACCUUUGCUGCUAGCUUAAGUUUUGAGACCUCAAGGGGAGAAGUAAUUGAAAGAGAUCAUGAAGAUAGUCCUUACAAGAAGUGUAGGAGUUGGGUAUUUGAGUAUAUGGAAGAUCAAAGUUGGUCAUCAUCAUCAUCAUCCAGCAAAGAGGAGGAACAUAAAACCCUAGAGCUUUUCCCAUUGCACCCGGAGGGCAGAUGAAAGGGUUUGAUUCACAAUUUUAAAGAAAAAAUCUCAUGUGGUUAUGAAAUAUUAAAUGAAACAUGUUAUAUAUGCUUUUUAAUCAAUUACUUAUUAGAUAUCAUGUUCAUAAGUGAUUGAUUAAUUAGAGCAUAUUCCCAAUUUGAUAAUUCAUGAUCAUAGAGAAUUUUAUUUUAUUUUUUUAUAUUGACUUCUGUUCCGAACCCUAGGUAGCUAGAUUUGAAUGUAUUUGCUUCAGUUUCUAAUUUCUUUAAUUGUGUUGGGAAUGAAGAAGUGAAGGACAAAUUAAUUA